Daphnia pulicaria is the source of this 2022-nucleotide messenger RNA. RefSeq lists its product as uncharacterized. The record is from RefSeq and is a predicted model, not a curated record. The transcript is spliced from 11 exons. NCBI's taxonomy places the organism in Eukaryota, Metazoa, Arthropoda, Branchiopoda, Diplostraca, Daphniidae. The coding region runs from base 293 to 1759 and encodes 488 amino acids.
AUAUUCUUUUCAUUUUCAAGUAUGUAUGUGUUAUUAGAAACUUUCCUGAAAAAUAAAAAGUUCGACGUUGCCUUCAAAUGUCAACUGUGUCAAAAUAGACAGAAAAUAUUGAACCUGUUUGUUUUCUCAAAUGUCACAAUCUCAUUUUGUCUCUUAGAUUAUUACUAAGCUCUUCAGUAAUGCAUGUUCUCUCUUGGGUGUCCAUCAAAUCAAUUUGAAAGCAUUUCAAACAAUUAUCAAUGCUCCAAUUAUAGAUCUUCAGUAAAUCUGACAUUCUUUGCAAUCAGUCAUUAUGGCUGUUAGCUGGGAUAAAUUGAGUUCCAUGGUAGACUCUGUUAAUACUCGGUCUCCCAAUGCUUUGGAGCAGCUAUUGGAAGAAGUCAAUUUUCAAAGGAGAAAGGAACGGAGAAAAUAUGUUAGAGAAGACUCAGACUUUGUGCUCCUUCAUGGAACACCAUACUGGACUGAUUUGUUUGUUCGGCACUUCCUGUUUGAAUCAGAUCAAAGUAUUGAUGCUGAUGAUCUCUUAUUCUUUGUAAGAAAAAAGCUAAUCAAAGGAUCAACACGAUUUCUAAUGAAAUUUGAGACUGAAGUUGAAGUUUUCCGUCGAGAUAGCAAAAAGCUACCCAUUGGAGAUCCCGACGUGGCGUGGGAGGAGACUUUAUAUUUGAACUUGAUCAUCCAUCAAUUUGAUUACAUGUUAACCUUGGCAGUUUGCACAAGAACAAGCCCUAAAGAUCUUCAGGUUUUGAAGCGUCAUUGUCAAAGGGUGUAUGCCUCACCUAGUCGUAGAAGAAUGGACGUUAAAGGUGAUUUAGAAGAAAUAACAUAUCCCAAUAUUUGUUUUAUGGUGGACAAUUUUGACGAGGUUUAUGAAGAUAUGCUCGUAAGAGAUGGCGAGAUGGUUUGCGUCGAACUUGUUGCCACCAACAGACGUGGAGUCCCUCAGGGAGUCCUUUUCUUGGGCUCUAUUCGUUACGAAGCCUUAAAGAAAGUCUAUGAUUCUAGAGCUAGUUUAGGUACAAGAGUCGCCCAAAAGUUUUCGAUGGGUUUAUGGAAUGGAGCAAGUACACAUCGCAUGGAGUUUGUUCGCAUGAAAGGUCCCCAAGGAAAAGGCCACUCUGAAAUGGCCGUAACAAAGCCUAAAAGUUCUGGGUUAGACACCCCAUGCUCAGAACCAGGCUUUAGCGCCACAGAGCUUUGGGAUGCGGAGUGGGAUUCUGAGCCGGAAGACUUGUGCUCCAACACCCGACAGAGACGUUUGAGCGAGCCAAGUGGAGGUAUGCCAAUCAGCAACCGUUGUCAACGACCCAACACUAGUCAUCAAAUGAACGGGACUACUAACAUGUCCCGCUCAGAAAAUGAAGGUCUUGAUAAGUGCAACAAUACUUGGAAUGAGAUUGAAGCCGGUGAUGUUCGAGACGGCAUGCUGGCUGAGGAGCCGGAGUCAACGGACGUGCCCGGCCGCAAGACGGGUGCGACGUUCAAGCAGCUGGUGGAUGGAAACCGAGUUCACUUUCGUGACGGUCAGUCGGCUCGGUCCAGUGAACCUGCUGGCCCUCGCACCGAAUUGGACGAUGGAGUGUGUAAUCCACUUUGGACUAUGAAAGGAUUCACCCAAACCUUCCAUUACUUGAAAGAGUCACGACGUGCUCAGUCGGUGCCUCUUAACGCGCUUCUUACUUACGUCACUGUCCCUUGGUAUUCGAUUAUUGCCGAUAUUUUGGACCAUCACGACGCGCCUACUCUUACUUUCUAGCAUACUCAACCACUUUCUUUCGGCAUUUUUGCUAUUGUCAAGGAUCUCUUCUAUUUUCUAGUUAUUUCUAAGUCAUUACUGUUUGUUUGUUUUGAUAUCAACAAAGGAAAUGGCCCGUCUUCGGUCGAAGAUGCGGCCCGAUGUUUCACAAUCAUAUUCUAGAUGUUUGCUUAUUUUUCUUCAAGAUAAUAUUUUUUUUUCUGUUAAAUUCAUGGUACACAUGAAAUACAAUUGUUUGGUGAAGCAAAAUUAAAAAAAUUUAA